AUGGGCGAUCGUGAAGUUCAACGACGUCGAUCUCGUUCCAGAUCUCCCCGAGGUAAGAUGACCUCCAUCAAAGGACCUGAUUCAUCAAAUGAACUCUGAAUUAGGUGUGUUUGCAUGCGAAAACGGUUAUAACAAAUGUUUUUAAGAUUCCUAUUCGUAUUCACCAUGCACUUGAUGGAGAAGGUUCUUUGGUCGGUUUUUAUUGCAUUUUGCUUUGAUUUUUAGGUGGAUAACGCUGCCAGGGUUUUCCACGAACGCCGAGGACAAUACGUUUUUUGUUUUCAGAACGCCGGCGAUCACCGGAACGUCGGAGAAGCCGAAGUCCGCGGAGAAGAAGCAGAUCACCGAGAAAUCGUCGAGACGAUCGAACCAGACGUCGUUCACCCGAUAAGACUGGACGUAGAGGUCGAGACGAUCGUGCAACAGAGAAGAGAGACAGAAGGAGUCGAUCAAAGGAACGGGAGAGGUCGGAUAAGCGAAAGGAUCGGCCAAAGGAAAGUAUGUAUAACAUCUUUGAAUUUUUUUCAUUUUUAGUUCCAAAAACUAUCAAUUCAUUGUUUAUUUCCAACCUCUACUCCUUUCAGGUGCAUCUCUUGAGGAAGCGGCGACAAUUUCCGAGGAAGAUCUAAUGAAACAAAUGGGAUUCGCUGGGUUCGAUACGACCAAGAACAAGAAAGUUGAAGGAAACGUUGGAGGAGCAGCUAAAGUACACAAAGUCCGCAAAUACCGCCAGUACAUGAACAGAAAAGGCGGUUUCAAUCGGCCAUUGGAUUACAUUGCCUGA
Bursaphelenchus xylophilus (pine wood nematode) is the source of this 784-nucleotide messenger RNA. The record is from the annotation of a GenBank genome assembly. NCBI's taxonomy places the organism in Eukaryota, Metazoa, Nematoda, Chromadorea, Rhabditida, Aphelenchoididae.